Molecule: messenger RNA, 960 nt
Organism: Bipolaris maydis ATCC 48331
Lineage: Eukaryota; Fungi; Ascomycota; Dothideomycetes; Pleosporales; Pleosporaceae
Product: carbohydrate-binding module family 1 protein
Biological process (GO): carbohydrate metabolic process
Cellular component (GO): extracellular region
Molecular function (GO): cellulose binding
Source: RefSeq, a predicted model, not a curated record
AUGAAGUUCUCCGCUGCUCUUAUCGCCGCCGUCGCCCAAGUGGCUUCCGCUCACUACUUCAUGGACAAGGCCAUUGUCGGUGGAACCGAGACUGCUGCCUUCAAGUACGUUCGCCAGUCGACUCGUGCUACCAAGUACAACCCCAUCAAGUUCUCCUCCAACCCCGCGGCCGACAUCCGCGACAACUCCCACGUUGAUGGUCCCGAUAUCGUCUGCAACCAGGGUGCUUUCUCCUCUGCCGGUAAGACUGAUGUCCUGACCGUCAAGGCCGGUGACGAGAUCCGCCUCAAGCUCGCUGUUGGCGCCAAGUUCCAGCACCCUGGUCCCGAGAUGGUCUACUUGGCCAAGGCCCCCAGCAGCGUCAAGACCUUUGACGGAAAGGAUGGCAACUGGUUCAAGAUCCACGAGCUUGGUGUCUGUGACGGCGGCGACUUCACCUCCACCGCCUGGUGCGAUUACAACAGGGAUUACAUUGCGGCCAAGAUCCCCAAGGAUACUCCCAACGGAGAGUACCUUGCCCGCUUCGAGCACAUUGGUGUUCACCGCUCCCACGUCAACCAGCCUGAGCACUACGUCUCUUGCAUGCAGAUUAAGGUUGAGGGUGGCGGCAACGGUACCCCCGGUCCCACUGUCAAGUUCCCCGGUGCCUACAAGGCCACUGACCCAUACGCCAACUUCAGCAUCUACAACGGCCGCAAGGCUUUCCCCAUGCCCGGUCCUACCGUCUGGAAGGGAGGUGCGGGAAGCGCCAGCGCUGACUCUUCCCCUGCUGCCCCUGCCAACAACGCCCCUGCUGCCACCACUCUCGCCACCCAGGCCGCUCCUGCUGCCACUCCUGCUCCCGCUGCUGGCUGUGCUGCCCAGUGGGCCCAGUGCGGUGGUAUGGGCUUCAAUGGCGCCAAGUGCUGCGCCAAGGGCUCUUGCAAGACCAUGAACCCCUACUACUCUCAGUGCCAGUAA